AUGGUCGCCUCCCUGACCACUCUCGAGAAACGGUACGCCUUUGACAGCCUCGUGUCCGGCUUUAUACUGAUUGCUGACGACGUUAUGGGACUCAUAUCCCGUCCCAUAUUUGGCUACAUUGCUAACAAGGUGCACCGGCCCCGACUCAUAGCCUGGUGUAUGGUGUUGGUAGGCGUGGGCUGCUUUUUAGCUACCGUUCCCUAUUUAAUAUACGGACCGGCGACCCACCUAUUGACGGCCUCUAUAGCCACUAAUAAGUCCAUUGAAUUCUGUGAUAACACUCGCGACCCAAACAGUAGUUGCGAUAAAAAUAGUGAAUCCAAGAGUUCCGUAAUACCCGUCAUAUUCCUGUGGUCGGCAACCGCGCUGAACGGGUUGGGAGGGGCGGCCUUCUGGGGCAUCGGUAUGCCAUUCAUCGAUGACAGCGUCAAGAAGAAGAAGUCACCACUUUUUAUCAGUUUUACUGGAUGUAUGCGUCUAUUGGGUCCGACAAUCGCUUUUCUACUUUCAUCAGUCGUUUUGCGAUAUUAUGAAAACCCUUUGAUUGACCCUGGUAUAACUGACAAAAGGGAUCCUCGAUGGGUGGGAGCAUGGUGGCUGGGAUUUGCUAUAUUUGCCUUGUUAAUACUUAUAUUUAGUUUGCCGUUAUUUUUAUUUCCGGCUAAUUUACGAAACCCAAAGUCUAAAAAGAUAAUCUACAAUAUUAAUGAUAAUAAACAACAAAUAACACCUAAACCUAAACCCAAACCCAAACCUCAUGUCGAGUUAAGUUUGUCCAAACGACUAAUCCGUUUAUUAAAAAAUCCCAUUUACGUGUGCUAUGUAUUGGGAACCACAUUGCGAUUAUUCGGUGUACUGGGUUAUAUGACUUUCAAACCAAAAUACAUGGAGUCCCAGUUCAAAAAGUCAGCCUCCACUGCCAACUUAUUCUCAGGUCUGGUGGGUAUAAUUCCCUCGGCAACUGGAAUCCUAUUAGGCGGAGCCUUUAUAACUUAUGUACAGCCGGGUCCUAUACUAUUGACAUCAUUCAUAACAGUGAUUGAGUUGAUGGGCACAAUUGGCUUCAUAUCGGCCCUAUUCCUGGGCUGUCCGCCCACACCAUUCGCCGCACUUCCCAUCAGUAAUGCUAAUGGUCUUGACACACAAUCCAUGUGCAAUUCCAACUGUGCCUGCUCAGUUCAAACAUUUCAUCCCAUCUGUGGUCCGGAUAACUUUACUAAUUACUUCUCGCCGUGUUUUGCCGGAUGUAAGUCCAUCAUAGAGUCAACUGAUGGUAAACCUCAAUACUCAAUGUGUGAUUGUGUGGGUGGACAAGGAGUGGCCACUGAAGGCUACUGUAGCACAGGUUGUGGCAAUAAGUUUGAGACUUAUAUCACACUUUUCGGUGUCACGUUCAUACCGUACCCAUUAGUCUACGGUGCGGUGACUAACACGGCGUGCGAGGUAUGGGAGUCCAAGUGCGGCAAAACCGGCAAUUGUCUGGUCUAUGAUUCCGAUAAAUUCCGGACUCGACUGCACGGACUAACACUAGUCCUGUAUUUCAUGGGCUCUGUGUUUGACGUAAUCGUCAUAUUCUUGGCUAAAAGGAUCAAA
This is a messenger RNA of Oppiella nova, 1593 nucleotides long. The record is from the annotation of a GenBank genome assembly. Lineage: Eukaryota; Metazoa; Arthropoda; Arachnida; Sarcoptiformes; Oppiidae.